Molecule: messenger RNA, 1969 nt
Organism: Dunckerocampus dactyliophorus (ringed pipefish)
Lineage: Eukaryota; Metazoa; Chordata; Actinopteri; Syngnathiformes; Syngnathidae
Gene: pitpnc1a
Product: phosphatidylinositol transfer protein cytoplasmic 1a
Exons: 6
Coding region: 1-741 (246 amino acids)
Biological process (GO): phospholipid transport
Cellular component (GO): cytoplasm
Molecular function (GO): phosphatidylinositol binding; phosphatidylinositol transfer activity
Source: RefSeq, a predicted model, not a curated record
AUGCGGCCCAGCCACAACCAGAUCUCCAGCGGCCCUCAGUGCUCCUUCCUGCCCAAGUUCUCCAUCCAUAUAGAGAGCAAGUAUGAGGACAACAAAGGCAGCAAUGAUAACAUAUUCGGCAGUGAGCCUAAAGAUGAGGAAACUGAGGUGUGUUUCGUGGACAUAGCCUACGACGAGGUCCCUGAACGCCACUACAAGGAGUCAGAGGACUUGCGCUACUUCAAGUCAAGGAAGACCGACCGGGGACUCCUGCAGGAAGGAUGGAUCCACACUCAAGACCCCAUCAUGUGCUCCUACAAGCUGGUCAGCGUCAAGUUUGAAGUGUGGGGCCUGCAGACACGCGUGGAACAGUUUGUACACAAGGUAAUCCGAGACGUCCUUCUGUUGGGACACAAGCAGGCCUUUGCCUGGGUGGACGAGUGGAUAGACAUGACAAUGGAGGAGGUCAGAGAGUACGAGCGUGCCACUCAAGAAGCCACAAACCUCAAAAUCGGCACCUUCCCUCCAGCCAUCUCCAUCACAGAGACUCCCCUUCCAUCCAACACCCGCAGUGGCCCAAACAGCGCCCCGUCUACCCCUCUCUCCACCGAAGCCCCCGAGUUCCUGGCUGUUCCGAAGGACCGUCCCAGGAAGAAGUCUGCCCCGGAGACCUUGACCUUGCCGGAUCUGCAGGGCCGGCGGGAUUCCAUUUUCAAACUUCCCAGCUUCUUCUCCUGGAACGCCAGUCCUCAGCCUGAAUGAGAGCGUGUGAGAAGCCGUCCCAAACGUGUAUACGCCCUCUACUCUCAACAAAGCAGAGGAUGCCUGCCUGCCCAGCACAUCCCAUAAUGCCCCAUCAGCCAGCCAGCUGAAGGAGACUUGUCAGCAUCACUGGCUGGUGUUACAGCACAGCCUGCAGACAGGCAAGCCUGAAGUCUUGCUGUUCCUUAAAAAGGGAUGGAAACUCCACGGUGGCCCUUAAGUCCAGUAAAGUCAGCCAGUGAGCACCACUUAGCCCAAUUAUGUGUAAAAUACAUUCCUUUAAAAAAAAGCUCAGGGUGUGGAUGCUCAGAUAUGUUAUGGUUGAAACACAUGAUGCACAUGUUGUGGUUUUUUUUGCUUCUGGCGUGAGUGAGUGUAGUUGGGCCUGUGACUGUAACACUGACUACUAUGGUUGCUACACUUGGCUCUAAGGUGACGGUAUAGCUGUAAAUGGCAUAUGAUUUUUAUUAUGAAUAUACUGCCAAACAAAAUCUUAAGACCGGGUGGGAAAUUGCAAGUAUUUUCAAUUUGGGCUGGUGGAGCAUCAACAACACGAAAAAAGAAGAAACAUAAUCGUCAAAAAUGUAUUGAAAACUGUACUAUUGUUCAUCAGAUGAUCAAGAUGAAGAUCAAAGCUUUAAAAAGUCAAAAUCAGUGCCAAAAUCGGGCUUCCAUGUCAUUUUUUCACACUCAUGACCUCCGAAUGGCAAAGGGAAAAAAAGGCUUUCAGUCCUUGAACAGGUUUGUUAAACUGCACAACUAAGGUCCCCUGCCAUACGCCAUUGGACGCAGCAAGAUGGUGAUGUUAAAUAAGAAUGCUGCCACAUAGCCGGCCACCAAGUGCUGCCAUCUUAUUGGCUAUAUUGGGCUGCAGUUAGCAUCAGUAAAGAUUGAAAUUUGAAUCCAGGAUAAACAACUUGUGUGACUUUAAAUAAAUAAAGCUCUAUCUGGUUACAAUCCUCAAGCACAUAAUGCAAAUACUUGUCAUUUUCCCCCAAUCUUAUGAUUUUGUUGAGGACUAUCAAUAAUAAUCCUGCUGUCAUGCUAAACUGACUGUUGUGUAUUUAAAUGGACACACUACCUAUUUACUCUGCUAGUGUUUUGCAUGAAUUUGGCAUAAUUGUGUGCUUUCUGUGUAUGUGUAGUUGUAACAUCAAACUGUAUUGCCUUUAUGCUGGAGUUAACGUUAUGUAAAUGAAAUGAAUUUAAAUAAAUACGAUAGCAGCCA